Messenger RNA from Cimex lectularius (bed bug), 1115 nucleotides. It is a transcript of the gene ATPsynB, whose product is annotated as ATP synthase subunit b, mitochondrial. The transcript has 5 exons. Gene Ontology annotation, molecular function: proton transmembrane transporter activity. Gene Ontology annotation, biological process: proton motive force-driven ATP synthesis. Bases 122 to 895 code for a protein of 257 amino acids. Lineage: Eukaryota; Metazoa; Arthropoda; Insecta; Hemiptera; Cimicidae. The record is from RefSeq and is a predicted model, not a curated record.
GAACGGCACUCUGCAGAUAACCUUACCUUGGCCUAAUCAGCUGCUCGUUCAGUCGAUCGGGUUCUGAUUUUCUGGUCCUUCUUUUUAAUUAAUUGGGGCAAUUUUGAAUCAAACUUGUAAAAUGCUCUCAAGGCUGGCCCUCAGAAAAGCUUUCCAGUUGAAAAGCGCAGCUCCGUCGUUGGUGGGCGGUUGCACCAGGUUCAGCUCGAGCCAAGGAUCGGAGGACGUGCUUUGCAAAGAAGGAUCGGAACGGGACGUAGUCAAUUUUCCAAGACUGACCAGGCAGGAGUUUCCAUCCAAAGUCAGACAUGGAUUUAUUCCGGAAGAAUGGUUCGAGCUUUUCUACAAGAAAACAGGCGUCACUGGGCCUUACGUGUUAGGCGUUGGUUUACCUAUUUAUCUGUUGAGCAAGGAAAUUUGGGUGAUAGAACACGACUUCGGUUAUGUUUUUGCAUUUUUUGGCCUUGUAUAUUACAUCAACAUGAAAGUUGGCUCAAAGAUCAGCGGAUGGCUCGACAAGCAAGUCGAUGAAGCCGAUGCCGAACUGAGAGAUAGCCGUCUGAACCAUCUGAAAUGGUUGGAAGACGCCAUCAAAGAGGAGGAGGAAGCACAAUGGCGGGCAGAGGGCCAGUAUCUCCUUUUAGACGCCAAACGGGAAAACGUCAAAUUGCAACUUGAAGCAACUUACAGAGAAAGAGCUAUGAAAGUUUAUUCAGAGGUGAAAAAGCGUUUAGACUACCAAUUGGAAAAACAGAGGGUCGAUCAAGUAAUUGCUCAGAAACAUAUGGUUCAAUGGGUCGUUUCGAAUGUCCUCAAAUCGAUUUCCGAUGCCCAAGAAAAAGAGAACAUUAAGAAAUGCCUUUCUGAUCUUCAAAUGCUUUCGGCAAAAGCUUAAAUUUUUAAAUAGUAAUUUUUAGUCAGUCUAUUUAAAUAAUUUUCCUGAGUUCAAAAGAUCCCCCAUGCUGUUAAAAUAGAAAAAUUCACGAAAAUUGUACACAUAUGCGUUAUACAAUUAAAGGAAAUGUUUUUAUUGGGCUUAAGUAGUAUUUGUUAAAUUGUAUCAAACUUUGGUGAUCAGACAUGUUCAAAAUAAAGAUAUAGUUCAAUUUGUUCUA